Exaiptasia diaphana is the source of this 802-nucleotide messenger RNA. RefSeq lists its product as uncharacterized. The record is from RefSeq and is a predicted model, not a curated record. The annotation marks the transcript as partial. The transcript is spliced from 3 exons. Lineage: Eukaryota; Metazoa; Cnidaria; Anthozoa; Actiniaria; Aiptasiidae.
UUCCAGGCUGAAUUGGGCAGUGGGGUGAAUACGUUGUCUUUCCAAGGCAUGAACCCUGACCGAAAGAAGUUUCCUGAGAGUCCUAGCAACCAGGACAGAUACAAAAUAUUUGCUGGAAUAACGUACAGUAUGCAUACGGAUUGGGGAUCACUUUACUUCAAGCUGAAAGAAUCCGAAAGCUCAAAUGAAAUAAAGAAGUUUGGGAUUGGUGAAAUCAAAGAUGUCAAUGUUCUUUAUGGAUCUCCAUUUGAUGACGAAGUUUCACUGUUUGACGUAAAAGAUGGCAUAGUUAAAAGCGAUGGUGGGCGAAACAACUAUGUCAUCUUUGUCUUUAACGAGAGRAAAUCAAAGGACUUCACACAUACCAUCACCGAUGAUUCAGAAGACUUUGGUAAUGUGUUUCUCGCUUCGAAGGUUCCAAACUCUAGUCCUUGGGCGUACCAAAAGCUCACAGAAACAGAUGUGGUAUACAACCAAGAGACGCAAACACUAGUUAUCUAUAUGAGAGAUGAACAGGGUAAUCAUAAGUACACUGGCAGAGUCAUUUUCAAGCGUACCAAACCAGGAGAUAUUGGCAAAACYCAAGUGUACUUCACUCAACCUGGUAGAGCCAACGGAUGCUUGCAGAUUGAGUCUUUGAACARGAAAAACGUUGAAUGCAGWAAUCCWAAACCACUCAAUGAYCUCAUCAGACCGAUUGGUGGAGGGCAAAGCUCUCCUAUCGAUGACCGCCCUGUUCCACUUGUUCCAUUCCAAUACAACAUGGACGUCGACUUGACGGCACAGCCCAUUCCUGGCCUUU